AACAUGGCAGCGGUUGGGGUUGGCGGUUCCACCGCGGCGGCCGGACCAGGGGCGGUCUCCACGGGGGCGUUGGCAGCUGGGACCGCAAGGGCGGCUCACAGACACCUCAAGUACAUAUCCCUAGCUGUGCUGGUGGUCCAGAACGCCUCCCUCAUCCUCAGCAUCCGCUAUGCCCGCACGCUGCCUGGGGACCGCUUCUUUGCCACCACCGCUGUGGUCAUGGCCGAAGGGCUCAAGGGCCUCACCUGCCUGCUGCUGCUCUUCGCCCAGAAGAGGGGUAAUGUGAAACACCUGGUUCUCUUCCUCCACGAGGCUGUCCUGGUGCAGUACGUGGACACGCUCAAGCUUGCGGUGCCCUCCCUCAUCUACACUUUGCAGAACAACCUCCAGUACGUUGCCAUCUCCAAUCUCCCAGCGGCCACUUUCCAGGUGCCGUACCAGCUGAAGAUCCUGACCACGGCACUGUUCUCAGUGCUCAUGCUGAACCGCAGCCUCUCCCGGCUGCAGCAGGCCUCCCUGCUGCUCAUCUUCACUGGGGUCGCCAUUGUCCAGGCACAGCAAGCUGGUGGGGGCGGCCCACGGCCACUGGAUCAGAACCCUGGGGCAGGCCUCGCAGCUGUUGUGGCCUCCUGUCUCUCCUCGGGCUUUGCAGGCGUCUACUUUGAGAAGAUCCUCAAAGGCAGCUCAGGUUCCGUGUGGCUGCGCAACCUGCAGCUGGGCCUCUUCGGCACAGCCCUGGGCCUGGUGGGGCUCUGGUGGGCUGAGGGCACUGCUGUGGCACACCGCGGCUUCUUCUUUGGAUAUACACCUGCCGUCUGGGGUGUGGUGCUCAACCAGGCCUUCGGUGGGCUUCUGGUGGCUGUCGUUGUCAAGUAUGCUGACAACAUCCUCAAGGGCUUUGCCACCUCCCUGUCCAUUGUGCUGUCCACUGUUGCCUCCAUUCGCCUCUUUGGCUUCCAACUGGACCCAUUAUUUGCCCUUGGCGCUGGGCUCCUCAUCGGUGCCGUCUACCUCUACAGCCUUCCCCGAGGUGCAGCCAAAGCCAUAGCUUCUGCCUCCUCCUCUGCCUCUGCGUCCGGGCCCUGCACUCAGCAGCAGCCUUGGGGCAGCCACCGCCGCCGCAGCUGUCUUCCCACCGUGGAGACCUCGUCACGGAGCCCUUUCUACCAAAGUCAGUGCUGGUGAAGUGAGGGCUGGAGGC
This is a messenger RNA of Lepus europaeus (European hare), 1201 nucleotides long. Its product is annotated as UDP-galactose translocator-like. The coding region runs from base 4 to 1185 and encodes 393 amino acids. Gene Ontology annotation, cellular component: Golgi membrane. The record is from RefSeq and is a predicted model, not a curated record. The transcript has a single exon. Lineage: Eukaryota; Metazoa; Chordata; Mammalia; Lagomorpha; Leporidae. Gene Ontology annotation, biological process: pyrimidine nucleotide-sugar transmembrane transport. Gene Ontology annotation, molecular function: UDP-galactose transmembrane transporter activity.